Archocentrus centrarchus (flier cichlid) is the source of this 5262-nucleotide messenger RNA. RefSeq names its product hyaluronan synthase 3-like. Gene Ontology annotation, molecular function: hyaluronan synthase activity. Gene Ontology annotation, cellular component: plasma membrane. The record is from RefSeq and is a predicted model, not a curated record. The coding region runs from base 472 to 2214 and encodes 580 amino acids. Lineage: Eukaryota; Metazoa; Chordata; Actinopteri; Cichliformes; Cichlidae. Gene Ontology annotation, biological process: extracellular matrix assembly; polysaccharide biosynthetic process; hyaluronan biosynthetic process. The transcript has 5 exons.
CUGCUGCAAAUAUUAGGUGCAGGAACAAGCGGAUACUGCAGAAGAGAGGAGAGAAGCUGGACAAGCCCCGAGGACAAAGAGGAAAUCAGAGCAGAGGCAGAGACUGAGCUUCUAGCUUUGAACCUCAGACACUUUCACUUUGGCCAUGACCAUGAUCAUGGUCAGGAGCAACACACGCAGAGAGCAAAAUAACUGCUGCUUAACACCAACAGAGACUGCAUCAGUAUCAGCUGCUGGCUGAGCAUCACUGAUCAUAUUUCAGCUUGGGGGAUUCAUGCCCCGGGACAGUCCUGGAAGGAGAAGGAGGAGGAGGGUGGCUCACAGUCGUAGUGAAGGGUGGUGGUUAAAGCUGCCUGGUGUAUUUUUGGAUGUGAAUUAAGCAAGCAAGCUGGAAUAAAGAUGUAGUGUGAGCUGGCGGAAGGAGGGGGGCAGAACAAGGAAAGUGCUGUGCAGAGGAGAGGAGAGGGCUGGAUGUCCUGGCUUGACAGACUGAGAACUGGGGUGAGAAGAAAACAGUGGGGCCACUGGAUCAGGAAGAUGCCCUCUCGCUAUAGGAAUGCGCUGAACAUCGUGGUCACCACCCUUUUUGCUGCGGUGGUCCUCUUCACCAUCCUACUGGCCUAUGUUACAGGCUACCAGUUUAUCCACACUGAGCAGCACCACCUGUCCUUUGGCCUAUAUGGUGCCUUCCUCUCCCUCCACCUUUUUCUUCAGAGCCUCUUCGCCUUCUUGGAGCAUCGGCGGAUGAGGAGUCCAGCCCAGCCUCAACACCUCCGUCGUUCUGUGGCCCUCUGCAUCGCAGCCUACCAAGAGGACCCAGACUACCUGAGGAAGUGCCUGCGCAGCAUCUGCCGAAUCUCUUUCCCAGGCUUGAAGGUGGUGCUGGUUGUGGAUGGAAACAGGCCAGAGGACCACUACAUGAUGGACAUUUUCCAGGAGGUGAUGGGCGGGGCAGACCAGGCUGGAAGCAUGGUGUGGAAGGGGAACUACCACAGUGAUGGGAGUGGAGGGGGAGGUGUCGGAGGUGGGGGAGGGUGUGCAGCGCACAUGGAAGAGACAGCACAGGUGUCAAGGAUGGUCAGAGGUUGCCGCUAUUCUUGCAUUAUGCAGGAGUGGGGAGGGAAAAGGGAGGUGAUGUACACUGCCUUUAAAGCACUGGGGGACAGUGUGGACUACGUGCAGGUGUGUGACUCAGACACAGUUUUAGACCCAGCUUGUACCAUAGAAAUGCUAAAGAUCCUCGAGGAAGAUCCAAUGGUGGGAGGGGUUGGUGGAGAUGUACAGAUCCUCAACAAGUAUGACUCAUGGAUCUCCUUCCUAAGCAGUGUGCGCUACUGGAUGGCCUUCAACAUUGAGCGCGCAUGCCAGUCCUACUUUGGUUGCGUCCAGUGUAUCAGCGGUCCUCUGGGGAUGUACAGGAACUCCUUGCUACAGCAUUUCCUUGAGCCAUGGUACCACCAGACCUUCCUAGGCUCCAAAUGCAGCUUUGGAGAUGACCGCCACCUCACCAAUCGAGUGCUCAGCUUUGGAUACAAGACGAAAUUCACGGCUCGAUCACAAUGUCAGACUGAGACACCAACCCAGUAUCUGCGUUGGCUCAACCAGCAGACUCGAUGGAGCAAGUCUUACUUUCGUGAAUGGCUCUACAAUGCCCUGUGGUUCCAUAAGCACAGCCUCUGGAUGACUUAUGAGUCCAUGGUCACUGGCUUCUUCCCAUUCUUCUUGGUUGCCACAGUCAUCCAUCUGUUCUAUCGUGGACGACUGUGGAACAUCCUGCUCUUCUUACUGACGGUCCAGUUGGUUGGGAUGGUGAAGGCCACAUAUGCCUGUUUUUUGCGUGGCAGCGUGGUCAUGAUCUUCAUGUCACUUUACUCUCUUCUUUACAUGUCCAGUCUGCUCCCUGCCAAAAUAUUUGCCUUGCUCACUAUCAACAAGGCUGGAUGGGGCACAUCAGGCCGCAGAAAGAUUGUGGUCAACUUCAUUGGUGCUGUGCCAGUCACAGUGUGGACCAUGGUGCUACUCGGAGGUGUGGCAUAUACGGUUUACUGUGAAACACAGGAACCAUUCAGUGAGACCGAGAAAGCCUUGUUGAUAGCAGGGACGAUACUCUAUGCCUGUUACUGGCUUAUUCUGGUGGUGCUCUACUUGGCAAUCGUAGCCAAACGGUGUAAUAAGAAGGAAGAGCAGUAUCAUCUGUCAUAUGCAGAGGCCUAAACCAGAGAGAGACUGCUUGUCUGAGUUUCACUGCAGCAUGAUUCUAGCAAGGUCUCUACUCACCCUGCUAGAGCAAUAAGCAGUGAAUAAGAAACACACAUCCUCAUCACUUGUACGACAAAACUGUGGAUCUAUUGGAGCAGCACAAAUCCAGUUGGGGGGACUUAAGAGAUCCAUACAGCUCUCCCAUUUACCCCAUGUUUUAUGGUGCUUCACAGUGAAAAACCAAGCAGAACUGGUCAUAAUGUUAUGAAGUGUUCAUAAAUAUGCUCAGAAGAACAUCAGGUAAUUGAUGGGUACAGGUGAGCUGUAAAAGUGCCAAACAGACUAGAAUUUGUUUUUAUAUUGACGAUAUUCUCUCAGAUCAAUCAGAGCACCUGCUUCGCAAAAGAGAAGGGAGGCUCAGUUGGAUUUAGAUGUUUAAGUGGAUCUGAAGUGAUUAGACAGAGACAAAACAAAAUGUAAAAGUUAUAAAACUGCUAACAAAUUCAACUGAACAGUCUAUCUGGCAUAGAAGAAAAGAGAAGAUGCCCAUUUGUCAUGGCUGGUCAACAUGGGUGUAAAAAUAUAUUGAGGAGAGAAGUAGGAAGAAAGUCUUGCACCUCUCUGUGAGUUAUACACCAAAACACAUGCAGACAUACUCUAUAACGUCCUAAGAUCUGCACAGUUGGUGCAUGAACAGGGAAAGCAUGAAUACCACCCAUGCAUCCAUCCAUUUUCUUCCACUGCAUACCUGCUAGUGGUGUGAAUUUCAGCAAAUUAGCAGUGUGCUCUUAACAAAAAUAAUGUUUGCAAGAUUUUACUAUGAUUGUGCACCAACUGCCACCUUUUGUAAUAAUUUUCAACAUGUUGACAUAUUGAUUGCCCUUUGUCACUGAUUCUGUUCAUAAUUUUUAUGGACAGAAUUUCUAGGCAUAGCCAAGUGACGGAUGGCUUCCGCCUUAGUGGUCACAGAAUCUCAUCUCUGCUCUUUGCAGAUGAUGUGGUCCUGUUGGCUUAUCAGGUGGUGGCCUCCAGCUCACACUGGAGUGAUUUCGCAGCCAAGUGUGAAGCAGAAGUUAUGAGAAUUGGCACCUCCAAGUGUGAGGCCAUGGUCUUCAGCUGGAAAAGGGUGGAGUGCCCACUGCCAGUCAGGGAUGAGUUGCAGCCCCAACUGCAGUUGUUUAAGUAUCUUGGGGUCUGGACCUGGACUGAUAUGUCAAACCGGUGCUAUAAUGUUUUUGGUGAUUGGUUCUGUGUUUCCCGAACAGAACUGGUGCUCAAAAAUUAAACUGGCAUACCAGUAGCAAUAAGAUGUGUAGCUAUGAGUGGUCUGGGAUCAACAUGUAUUCUAAUAUCCUUCAGCAAAGUAACAGCAACAAGAGAUUUAGGCAAAUGAGGAAUCACACAAAACAUUGUUAAUAAAUUAUAUACGUCAUUGAAAGAUGUUGCAUUAUUAAAGUUGUUAUAUUGUUAUUAAGUCAGUUUCAAUGGCCUUAAUACAGCAACUUUUUCCUCAACACAUUAAAUAUUUUUUUUUCUAAAAUAACAUCCAGGAAAAUGAGAACGUUUCAAGCUGAUGAAAAUUUGCAAAUUUAUUUUUUGAUGUGAUAUCAGAAAAAGUCCAGAAACAAGAAACUAUUAGCUAUUUAGUUUUCUCUCUUAUUCCAUUUCUUUCUUACUUUCCAUGAACUGACCUCAGGCAGCUCAUCGUACCUCUGUGCGAUAAGGGACGCCGGGCCAGCCUGAGGCAUAGGCGACAUAUGCCGCUGCAUAGGUCAGGGGGCCCCCAAGCUCACCUAAAUUUUUCAUGAAACUUUUUUUUUUUUUUAAAACACACCAGUGUCCUAAAAGAAAGAAGAAACUAUUACAACACUCCAGAAUUAUACAAUUGUAGCAAUACUAAUUUAAUGAGUAGACUACUUGACGAUUGACUUCAUGUGUCAGUGUGCCUUCAGGUAGUUUGGCAGUAUUGCACACUGGCAGUGCUCCAGGUGACCUGAUGGUCUGUCAGUUACGGUCAUUUGUGGAUGAGGCUACAAAACAAAUGUCACAGAAAGGACCUGUCGCUCUGGAGCAGAGAAGAGGAAACAGAGAAGAUUAGAGGAAGAAAAAAAAGGCAAGAAGGCAAAGGUAUGGUUCCAUGAGUAAUUACAAUAUGUUUAGUUGGUAACCAACUCCAAACGGUUCACUAGCUGGCUAGGUAUGGUCUUUAUCAUGUCGCUAGAUCUCUAUCACAAAAGCACAACCUGUCAGCCUGUGUCACUGUCCUCAGUGUGUUUCUAGUUAUAUACAUUUUGCUCGGAUCUUUUACUGGUGAAGUUAAUGAUUGAAACAACUGAACUGACUUUAACCACAUGGUUCUAAGUAUGACUUUAUAAACAAGUAGCCAGCAUAUCGGCGUAUGUGUUGUGUGAAAAAUGGCAAAAUGCUUGAAAAGUUGCUGCUUACAUAGCAGAUGAAUGAAUUGGUCCAUUCAGUCAUAGCACUCCAAUUCCCAUCUUUACCCCUGUCUCUUUGAUAAGCAGAAAAGAGUCGAUGGAUGGACUCCAGCAGAAUGGGCAUUUACUGGUUAAGUUAUGCCUCUGUCAAAUGUGCACAUAUUCAUACCUACAUGCUGUAAAUGUUCUGGUAACAUAUAACAGAGAUAUUUGGAAUAUUUUUCACCAAGUUUAUCUUCCCCGCCUUUUCCUUUAUUCUUUCUAGUUUCACAUUCAAAUUGUGGCCUCUCAGUUUAAAUUCUAAUUUUAAUGGCUUUCACAUUCAUUAAAUGUCAGUGGCAUUUUAUUCAGUGUGAAUCCAGAUAAUCAAUGUAUUUGUGUCAAACCUGGCAUUUAUUCAAUUCUGACAUUCCGUCAUCUACACUUGUGGUAUUUGUUAGUACUGAAGUGCUGUCUUACACUUGCACAUUAAAACUGAAAAUGUAUGUUCAUCAUUUAUUGACUUAUUAAAUACAAAGACUGAAUGUUGCACAUUGAGCACUGUUUUUUUUUUUUUGUUUUUUUUUUAAGUCUGAUCAACCACUAACAAUCCAGUGACAGUAAAGAAACACAGAUUGAAAAGAUAGCU